Culicoides brevitarsis is the source of this 1798-nucleotide messenger RNA. It is a transcript of the gene mTTF, whose product is annotated as transcription termination factor, mitochondrial. The record is from RefSeq and is a predicted model, not a curated record. The transcript has 2 exons. Lineage: Eukaryota; Metazoa; Arthropoda; Insecta; Diptera; Ceratopogonidae. Gene Ontology annotation, molecular function: double-stranded DNA binding. Bases 19 to 1248 code for a protein of 409 amino acids. Gene Ontology annotation, cellular component: mitochondrial matrix. Gene Ontology annotation, biological process: termination of mitochondrial transcription; regulation of DNA-templated transcription.
UUGUUUACGUUCAAAAACAUGCUCCGGAGGCUUUUUAGACUUAAUUCAAUUCCAAGAAGACAUUUUCCUCAGAUAGAAUGUCGCGUUUUUGUAGAAGAAAAGUCAAAUUCCACCAAACUUUUGCCAGCAGAUGACAUUGUUGAUGAACUUAGAGCAUUUUCAAAUGCUAAAAAACUCGCCAUAAGUUUUUCACCUCCGAUGCUUAAAACAGUCGUCCCUAUGUUCACACAACUUUUAGAAUGCGAUGAAAAAGUAGCCAAACAAAUUGCUCAAAAGCACCUUAAAGACAUCAAAACCUUAACAAUGAAGGAAUUGCGACAACAGAUCGAGACUUACAUCGAAGCUAGUUUCGAUCGAAAACUCCUUCUGCAACACUCGGAAUUGCUCUCAAUGAUUCCUAAAGUCGUACUUGAAAAGCUUGAAAUUUUACGGGCAAUGCCAACUGACGAGAAUGGCAAUGGAUUAAAUGACUACUUGCCUUUGAUGAAACUCGAAGUUAAGGAUUUAAAGAAAUUUCGUGACACUUUAUGUCGAGAUGAACGACUGAAAAUGCCAUUUAAGGAUCGAAUUCAUUUUUUGAGUCACAAACUGGAAGUUGAACCUCACGUUAUUUCUGAACUUGUAGUGAAAAAUCCCUUUUUAAGGACGUUACGGAGGUCUUACAUCAUCGAAAAUACAGACUUAUUUUUGAGUUACAAAGUAUCCCCACAAACGAUAUUAAAAAGUCCCUAUUCGCUCAAAAGUAAUCCAAAGACAAAAGUUAAACAACGUCUAGAACAUGUAAAAAAUCUUUUGGGUGAAGGUGACUUAAAAGCAUGGAUAACACGUGCCAGUGAAAAAAAUUACGAUAAAUUGCUGAAAUUCGCCUCUGAGAAUCUGGAUUCUCUAAAAAAAGUUGGUGCGGAAGAUAACAUUGAUUAUCUCAGUAAACGUCUUGGAUUAAACACGGAUGAAAUGCAACUCUUUUUGACACAAUAUCCGCGAAUUAAGAAGGUUAGAGUUCGAAUAAUGAAAAGGAUAUUAGAUUUUUUGUUAGACGAAGCAAGUUAUCCGGCAGAAAAAAUUGCAAAAGUACCAACACUUUUUGCUUGUAGCGCAAAAACACUUAAAAAACGCCAUGAUGAACUCAAAAAAUUGAAUCAUGAGUUGGAAAGUUUGUACCCAUUAGCUAAACCGUCGAAAGCAUGGGAUAAGUACAUCCAAAGACUGAAAAAUGAUAAAAACUUUGAAUCAACUAAAGAGGAGUGAUACCUGACAUUAUUAAAUAGUCUUAAGAAAUACAAAACAGAAAAGUUUCAGAUUUUUUAAUUUUAUAUUUUUAGUUUUGUCGAAUGAAUAAGAGAAGUAUCAAAUCAGCUUAACUUAUAAAUAAACUGCAAUUUUAAGCUUUUGGAGUAGCAUGGAAAGGAAACGAUUUUGAGUCUGAUGUUUUCAUCAAUGGAAAACUAGUAAUAUUUCAUUGAACAAGGUCUUGAACGAUAAACCUCCGGAAGUUGCAAACGAAGAAAAAAGGCUGCCAAGAAGUACACGAUCCGCCUUAUCGCUACUCCGCUCAGGAUACAGCAGACUAACCAACUACGAUCUGCACCGCAUCGAUGACAGUAUUGAAGACAAAUGCAACUUGUGCGACGAAACGCCGCAUGACGUACACCACCUGUUCAACUGUCGAGAAAAGCCAACGGACCUCUCUGUCAUUGACCUAUGGCAGAAUCCUUUGGAAGUGGCAAAAUUCUUGGGACUUGAACUGGAAGAGUCAACUGCUUGACUUACACACGAUCAACUAGACAAUAACAUAAAU